AUGCGUAGUACUCUCCUCCUGCCAGUCGACCUUCUGUGUUUCGCCGCGCGCAAGGUCGGCGGCUUGUCUUGGGGCACUAAGGCGCUAUUGGGAGCCGUGGGCUGCGCAACCUACUACAACAAGCGUCGCAGUGCAGUGACCGUGCACGAGAACUCGUCGUUGUCGGAGGAUGCCAUUACGGAUUACGUGUACUUCGACCUAGCGGCCGACCGCCGGUACCUUGGCCGCAUCCUCAUCGGCCUCUACGGACACCACCAGCCGCUUACGUGCGAGAACUUCGUGCAGAUGUGCAAGGGGUACGAUGUGGGCGGACGCCGCAUCGGGUUCCUAAAUUCCAAGGUGGACCAGGUCUUUCCCCGCAAUGGCAUCAUUUUCGGGCAGCUGUUCCACCCCGGCGGCCCCUUGAGCUCAUGCACCAUCUACGGACGCACCAUGCCCGAGGAGAGUUUUGAGCUGCCGUUUAUGCAGGAGGGCGAUGUUGCGAUGCUAUCCACCAGCGACCAGGUGGGGAUGACAUCGAGGUUCCUAAUAACGCUGGUGGGCAACCCCUGCCUGGGCCGGCGGCCCGUCGUCCUGGGCACGGUCGUCAAAGGGAUGAAGCUGAUUCGUUCCUUGGGUAACGAGCAGCUGGACGAAGGCGUGCCCAAGCGCGAUUUGCGCAUCAUCGGGUGCGGGCUGUAUCGAGGCCCCGAGGACGGCCCCAAAAGCUUCUUUGUCAGAGGAGCAAGCGCCUUAGCAUCACCUACGUGA
Molecule: messenger RNA, 750 nt
Organism: Babesia bigemina
Lineage: Eukaryota; Apicomplexa; Aconoidasida; Piroplasmida; Babesiidae
Product: peptidyl-prolyl cis-trans isomerase, cyclophilin-type, putative
Exons: 3
Coding region: 1-750 (249 amino acids)
Biological process (GO): protein peptidyl-prolyl isomerization
Molecular function (GO): peptidyl-prolyl cis-trans isomerase activity
Source: RefSeq, a predicted model, not a curated record